This is a messenger RNA of Pseudophryne corroboree (corroboree frog), 4424 nucleotides long. RefSeq names its product transient receptor potential cation channel subfamily C member 4 associated protein (gene TRPC4AP). Lineage: Eukaryota; Metazoa; Chordata; Amphibia; Anura; Myobatrachidae. The record is from RefSeq and is a predicted model, not a curated record. Gene Ontology annotation, cellular component: Cul4A-RING E3 ubiquitin ligase complex. The transcript has 19 exons. Gene Ontology annotation, biological process: ubiquitin-dependent protein catabolic process. Gene Ontology annotation, molecular function: phosphatase binding. The coding region runs from base 16 to 2511 and encodes 831 amino acids.
CCACAAAACAAUAACAUGAGUCAGAGUCACAGUCAUCGCCUUGCAGCACAGGCUGCACCCCCACCGGACUACAGUAUCCAGCAGGCAGCGCCAGCAGCUUCCGGCGUGGCGUAUGUCAGGCCUCUCUCUGCCCUCAGUCACAUCCGCUCUGCUCCCCGGACUUCCCGUUACUCUCUAGUGGACGGAUCCAUGGCCGCCGCCGGGACCCUACCUCCCCGACUGGGCUCUGGGCAUCGGCGGGUGGAGAACAUACUGAGCCAGGUGCGGCGGGGACAGCUGACCGGGCGAGGCCUCAUCCGAGGCUCCCAGAUCACUGAGGAGCUUCUGAAAGAAAGAGACAAACAGGCUAAAUGGAACAGUAUUCCUCUGCUUCUGCACAAGUUAUAUGAAGGCAGCCACCCCAACAGUGAUUUCUCUCCAUGCCAGGGCAUCCUGAAGGAAAUUUCUCCUCUGCUUUCUAUGGAAGCGAUGGCAAUUGUGACCGAUGACAAGAAGUCUAGUCCUGAAUUCCCCUUUCCAAACACCUACAUCUUUGAUUUAUUUGGUGGUGUUGAUCUGCUUGUGGAGAUUCUCAUGAGACCAAGCCUCUUUCCUCAGAAGAAGAAACAGAAAAUCAGCGAUGAGUUGAUCAAAGAUUGCUUGAGCAUCCUGUACAACACCUGCAUAUGUACAGAAGGGGUCACCAAGCGUUUGGCAGAACGGAACGAUUUUGUGCUUUUCCUGUUCACGUUGAUGACCAACAAAAAGACCUUCCUGCAAACAGCAACUCUCAUUGAAGACAUCCUUGGCGUCAAAAAGGAGAUGAUCCAACUAGAAGACAUACCCAAUCUCGGAAGUUUAGUGUCGAGUUUUGAUCAGCAGCAGCUAGCAAACUUCUGUAGGAUUCUCUCUGUAACUAUAUCAGAGCUGGACACUGGAAAUGAUGAUAAAUACACCUUGCUUGCUAAAGACGCCCAGCAGAGGAAAACCCAGAACCCAUCGAGAGCAGAAGUAAAUCAAGCCACUCUUUUGAACAUCCCUGGAUUUAUUGAAAGGUUGUGCAAACUUGCUACACGUAAAGUUUCGGAGUCCACGGGUACGACAACCUUCCUGCAGGAGCUAGAGGAGUGGUACACAUGGCUGGACAAUGCCUUAGUGCUCGAUGCUUUGAUGCGUGUGGCUCAUGAAGAAACAGAACAGAGUGGAACAGAAUCAUCUGAUGAAAGUGGCUUGGCUAAUCCUUCCUCCAGAACGCAGCUCCCACAGUCCAUGAAGAUCAUGCAUGAAAUCAUGUACAAAGUAGAGGUUCUGUAUGUGCUCUGUGUCUUGCUGAUGGGACGGCAGAGGAAUCAGGUCCAUAAAAUGAUAGCAGAGUUUAAAUUAAUUCCAGGCCUAAAUAAUCUAUUUGACAAGCUAAUAUGGAGAAAGCAUUCUGCAUCCACCCUGGUUCUCCAUGGACACAACCAGAACUGUGACUGCAGCCCAGAUAUUUCCUUAAAGAUACAGUUUUUAAGACUGCUCCAAAGUUUCAGUGAUCACCAUGAGAACAAAUAUUUGCUUCUAAACAGCCAAGAACUGAAUGAACUGAGUGCCAUAUCUCUAAAAGCCAACAUCCCAGAGGUAGAGGCUGUGCUGAAUACUGACAGGAGCUUAGUUUGUGAUGGGAAAAAAGGCUUAUUAACCAGGUUGCUACAGGUCAUGAAAAAGGAGCCUGCAGAGUCUUCCUUCAGGUUCUGGCAGGCCCGGGCUGUUGAAAGUUUCCUACGUGGUGUAACUUCUUAUGCGGACCAGAUGUUUCUAUUGAAUAGAGGCCUGUUAGAGCACAUCCUCUACUGUAUCGUGGACAGCGAGUGCAAGUCCAGAGACGUCCUUCAGAGUUACUUUGAUCUCCUAGGGGAGCUGAUGAAAUUCAACAUGGAUGCAUUCAAGAGAUUUAACAAAUAUAUAAAUACAGAUGAAAAGUUCCAGAUUUUCCUGAACCAGAUUAACAGCUCCUUAGUGGACUCAAACAUGCUAGUGAGAUGCAUCGCUUUGUCUCUGGACCGGUUUGAGAGCCAGUUAGAUGACGUCAAAGUUGCAGAAAUUCUGUCAGAGUGUCGAUUGCUGUCCUAUAUGACACAGGGCUCCAUCCGAAUGUCGUUUCUUUUCCGGCUAGUUAAUAUCAUUCAUGUGCAGACGUUGACACAGGAGAAUGUCAGCUGCUUGAACACGAGCCUUGUCGUCUUAAUGCUGGCCCGGAGGAAAGGCCGGUUACCCUGCUACCUGCAGACUAUCCGAGACAUGGAAUGCAUGGAGAAAUACCCAGGCUUCAUACUCAACAACUUCCACAGUCUCCUACGAUUCUGGCAACAGCAUUACCUCAACAAGGAUAAAGACAGCACUUGUUUAGAAAAUAGUUCAUGUAUCAAUUUCAGCUACUGGAAAGAGACUGUAUCUGUACUGUUAAACCCAGAUAGGACAUCACCAUGUGCCAUAGUAAGCUACAUAGAUGAGGCAUAUAUGGAUGUGGACAAAGAAUUUCUGGAGGACUAACCCUAUUGGGUACUUUUUGUUCUGUACGGACAACUAUUACAGAUGGUAUUUCAGUGAGCGCGGAUACCCAGGGAUUUAUUGUGUGUAUUUGUCACGGGAUUUUCAGUGCACACGGAAUACACCAUGCCCAGCAUUACCCACUGAUGCCACUCUGCAGGGUAUACUAUAUCUGUGCAAUACGUUCAGGGACGUCAUCAUCCAAUUAACACUGUUCUUUUAUGUUUUGAAGGGGAGGAGAAAAGGCUUUAAUGUUUAAUUUCUUGCCUGGUUACGCCUCAUGAAAUUCAUUGUUAAUUUCGUAAUACAUCUAGAAUCUGUUCUUAUCAUUGUGACUGUUCUAAGAAAUGUUUUUGUGAGAAGAAGAAAACCAUAUCGUAGCCAUAGUCACCUAGGAGGACUCCGAUACUUCUGUGGUGACUUGUCGUCUUCCCAUUUCCACUAAUGUAACGAGAAGCAAGCUGUCAGAAACCAGCAAUAAUGAUGCCAAGAAUAUGCAGAAACUGCGAGCAAAAAUCUCAUCAUAAUUGUAGUGUCUAACCUUUAUUGCUGUUAUGGUAGACUUUUGUCACACCAGUAGUCGUUAAAGGACGUUAAACCCAGGAUUCAACUAAAUUAUUUAUUUUUUUCAUUGCCACUUCUAAUGCAGAAAAAACCCCUUGGUAACACACUAUAUAUACGGUUUGCAGUUCUUUUUCUAUGCAUUUGCAUGAUGAACAGUUGGCACUUUUUAUCUUAUCCCUUUCCUACCAGUUGCUGUUUGCUUUUUGAGAUCUCAUGUAUACUUUAGUGUGAGGCUUGGCAAAGCAGCCAGCAAUAUACUCUUGCAGCUUCAUGAACACCCUUUACGUUACACGUGCUUACUGGCAGAGAGUAAAACUACCAAGUCACCUGAUAUCUGUGCACAAUUAUGGUGCACUGUCUGUCAAUGCUCAGAGAGGGGGGUGUUGCGACCCUCUUAUUUUUGCAGCACACAAUGUGUUUAUUUAUUUUUUUACAUGUUUAAUGACCAGAUGGUAAUUUCCCAAAUAAUUAAAUUUGUUGAAUUUCCAUGCACUAUGAACCUUGAUUUUAACGUAGCAUUUGUCUGGCUUGUAGAAGAGGUCCCAUCUAAAUACACACUGUUGGAGCUAUAUUGUCCUGCUAUAGUGGUUUUUUUGUGUUUUGUCUGUUUGUUUUUGGAAUCUAUAUUGACAACGGAAUUUAUGUUGGCAGAUAAACUAUACAGUUUUUUUUAUCCCCAUUGGUUAUAUUUGUAUUUCAUCUGCUGGUACCAAAUGUGGUGGUACUAUUAAAACUGCUGAGGUCCUUUAACCAUCAUGCACAUGUAAGCCUGAUCCAUUUUUAAUAUCACAUUUGAAUGGGUAAAUGUUAUUGUGCUAUUUUUUUAAACUGCUUUACCCUUUCUCCAAUGUGUCUUUUAGUGUGAGUAAAAAAAAUGCAUUUUAUAUUGUGUUUUUUUUUUUUGUUUUUUUUUUGUAGCUUCAGAUUUUGAUCUUUUCUGAUUGUUGAUAGGAAACUAAUAUUAAUCUAUGUCGAUUAGAUCGGUAUAAUCCAAAAACACAGCCUAUCAACUCUCACCUGGGUUCUCCCGAUAUGUCAGACAUUUUGUCCCAGUUACUGUAUUUGUGAAUGGAAAUCAAUGACUUAUUUGGAGUUUUAAUUCUAAUGGAAAAGCAUUGGCUGUCUGUUACUGUGUAAUACUUGACGAGCCACACAAUUACCCAUGAAGCAUUCUAUAUGACCCUUCCAGGAGUCAUAUUAAUGUUUUAUAAACAGGUAUUGCCUAUCUGCAAAGGGUCUAUACAUUCACUUUUCAUCCUGAUGUUUGCUUUUAGACCCAAUGAAUAUAUAUAUAAAUAAACGGUGACUUAGAAAUGGUGUAAAUAAAAGUUUCUUUUAACUUAAAUUUAUAA